AUGAUAAUAUCGAAAAGAUAUAACAAAUAGUUUAACCUGAGAUUUUCUAAUUUAAAUCAGGGAAAGGAAUUGAUUAUUUUUUUAUAUAUUACUACAAUUAGAUUUUGUCAUCAAUAAUUUAUUAACUUUUGUAGUUUACAUCUUUUAAUUUAAAAAGAAAAAUAGUAAUCUUUAAUUUCUAAAUUUUCAUCAAUAAUAUCGAUCUACCCAUCUAACUUAGCUUCGAAUUUUCAUCAUAUUUCAAUUUUAAAUUAAAUAAAUUUCUUUUAAUACCAACUGAUUAUAUUUUUGAUUCCUUAAAUGCAUAUUGGAAGACCUUCUUAUCUUUAAAUGUAAAGAUUAACCAUCACUAAUAUAAAAUCAUAUUACAAAUUAGAUAAAAGCUUGAAUAUAUUUUUCAUUUAUAACAUAAUAAGAAAAGACAAUAGAAAUGAAUAAUUUGUAUUUAUCAUAAACACUAAACAUAAUUAAAAUGAGGAAAAUAUAUUUUUGAUAAAAAAUAAAUCUAAGAAAAUGCAAUUUAAAAUUAAAAAUCUUUCUUUGAUACGAUUUUCUUAUUUAUAAAAUUUGUAGAUCAGUCAAUUUAGGUAGAUUUUUUUGAAUAAAAAAACUUCAUCCUAACAAAUUAACUAAAAAAAAAAAUAAAUUUUGAGAACAUCAGAGCAUAUUUGUUUUAAUAGUUAUUUAUCAUUAGCUUCUGUUUUGUUUUCUACUUGUGAUUAGAAUAGAUAUAAACUACUUCUAAUGGAAAUUAGUAAUUGUAAAUACUGA
Molecule: messenger RNA, 771 nt
Organism: Tetrahymena thermophila SB210
Lineage: Eukaryota; Ciliophora; Oligohymenophorea; Hymenostomatida; Tetrahymenidae
Exons: 1
Source: RefSeq, a predicted model, not a curated record